This is a messenger RNA of Vigna radiata var. radiata (mung bean), 554 nucleotides long. RefSeq names its product ethylene-responsive transcription factor RAP2-12-like. The coding region runs from base 92 to 382 and encodes 96 amino acids. The record is from RefSeq and is a predicted model, not a curated record. Lineage: Eukaryota; Viridiplantae; Streptophyta; Magnoliopsida; Fabales; Fabaceae. The transcript has a single exon.
AAUAUUUCAAACUUUCUGGAUUGUAUUUGUUGGUUAUUGCAUCUUUAAGAAUUGACUUUGUAAACUGACACCUAGUCCUGAGAUCUCAUCCAUGCUUUCUGCUUCUUUGGAUUGCGAUUCUCAUUUUGCACAGGAUGCCACCCAUCAGACUAACUCUCAGGAUGUGGUAUCUAUGCAAGAUGAUUCUUCCAAGACACUCUCUGAGGAGCUUGUGGAUAUUGAAUCUGAGUUGAAGUUUUUUCAGAUGCCUUAUCUUGAAGGGAGCUGGGACGAUAGUUCAUUGGACUCCUUUCUAUCUUGCGAUACAACCCAGGAUGGUGGAAACCUGAUGAACCUUUGGAGCUUUGAUGACAAUCCUUCCAUGGCUGGCGGAGUUUUCUGAGCAGCCUUUUGUUGGCCUCCUCCCUGUGUAUUUAAAUAAGCUGCACAUCAUUUUUCAUUUUCCUUCGGAGUUCAUUAAUUUUGUUUGUGUUUUUGUUGCAUUUAUUCCUCCCAAGUACACAUCCCUGCUUGUGCUUGACAAAAAUAUGAUAUUAUUUCCAUUUUUCUUGCUC